UGUGACAGUGCCAUUCUUGCUCCUUGCCUGCAAAGCAGCAAGCGGAUUGCCUCGUGCCCUCCGUGAUAAACCACAGAUACGCAGACAUUAUUAUGAGGAAACCAUUAGAAGAUCUUGACCCUGUGCAAAAUCAGUGUCUUUCCAGUCAUGUUUAACAGUGGAUGGAGACAUGCACAGUUGAUCUGAGCCAGCACAUUGGACCGCUGACCUGCCCAUCAACCGUGGUUCCCACGUUCUCUGCCACAGAGCUGUGGCCAGAGCCCACCCCUGCAAUGCAGAGGGGUGGUCGUUGCCCACGGCAGCGUAUGGGGAGAAAGCUACGUCCAUCACGGAUGUUGGGCUUGGCCCUCAGUAUCUGUGCCCUUUCUCUGCUCCUGUCCUGGAGCGCUUUCGAAGGUGCGAACAUCCCUGCGUUGGCUCAGAGUGGCGGGGGGCACCUGCGAGAUCCCUGGUGGCACAGAACUCUGCGCUCCACCACGGAUCAGCGGAACGUUUCAGCCGACGCGCCUGUUGCUGUAGCAUCGGGGAUGGUUAACCAGGGGGAUUACCCGGACGAUCUGUUCUCGUUGGAGGAGAGACGCCGGGGUGCCGUGGCACUGCACAUGUUCGGAAUGCUCUACAUGUUCAUCGCGCUUGCCAUCGUCUGCGACGAGUUCUUUGUCCCUGCCCUCACCGUCAUCACUGAGAAGCUGGCCAUCUCCGACGAUGUGGCUGGCGCCACCUUCAUGGCUGCUGGAGGCUCCGCCCCUGAGCUGUUCACCUCCGUGAUUGGUGUCUUUGUCUCACACAGCAACGUGGGCAUCGGCACCAUUGUGGGCUCCGCUGUCUUCAACAUCCUGUUCGUGAUCGGCAUGUGCGCGCUGUUCUCACGCGAGAUCCUUAACCUGACGUGGUGGCCGCUGUUCCGCGACGUCACCUUCUACAUCGUGGACCUGGUCAUGCUGAUCUCCUUCUUCUUGGACAACUACAUCACCUACCUGGAGAGCAUGGCCCUGCUGGGCGCCUACGGCUCCUAUGUGCUGUUUAUGAAGUUCAAUGGCAACAUUGAGCGUUUGGUCAAGGGCAUUAUGAACAGAAACCAAGUGAAUGGACUGGAGCCUGCUCCUAAGCCCACCAAUUCUGGGGAUGAUGAGAACAAACUCUCGGCUAAACCCCGCCUCCAGAGAGGCGGGAGCUCGGCUUCCUUGCACAAUUCACUGAUGAGAAACAGCAUUUUCCAACUGAUGAUCCACACACUGGAUCCCCUCAGCGAAGAAAACAUAAUUUCAGGGAAGUUCAAGGAUAAGGCUUCCAUACUGCACAAGAUCGUCAGGAAAAAGGAACACGAUGACGAGAAUGGCAUGGUGGAUAAAAAAUUGCCCAACAGCACCCGGGUAGAGGUAGAGGUGACUCCACCCAUGAACGGAAAUGUAGGACAAGAGACUGAGGAGGAAGAGGAGGGUGAAGACAAGCCCCUGAGCCUGGCGUGGCCGGAUGGAGGCCGGAAGCAGGCGACGUAUCUCUUCAUCCUCCCUAUCGUGUUUCCGCUCUGGCUCACGCUGCCUGAUGUUCGUAGAGAUAGUUCAAAGAGGUUCUUUCCCAUUACAUUUCUGGGUUCUAUCAGUUGGAUUGCCAUCUUCUCCUAUCUGAUGGUGUGGUGGGCUCACCAGGUGGGCGAGACAAUUGGCAUCUCAGAGGAGAUCAUGGGCCUGACAAUCCUGGCGGCCGGAACCUCCAUCCCGGACCUCAUCACCAGCGUAAUCGUGGCCCGCAAGGGUCUGGGGGACAUGGCCGUGUCCAGCUCCGUGGGGUCCAACAUCUUUGACAUCACCGUGGGGUUGCCAUUUCCGUGGCUGUUUUAUUCUGCCUUGCACAGCCUGAGGCCUGUGACCGUAAGCAGCAACGGGCUGUUGUGCACCAUCGUGUUGCUCUUCCUCAUGCUCCUCUUCGUCAUCAUCUCCAUCGCGGCAUGUAAGUGGAAGAUGAGCAAGCUGCUGGGCUUCAUUAUGUUCCUGCUCUACAUCAUCUUCCUCGUGGUCAGCGUCAUGCUGGAGGACAAGAUCAUCACCUGCCCCGUCUCCAUCUGAGGGUGUCGCCCGGCGCCCCCUGCUGGAACCACACCACAGAACUAAAAACCUACACGAGACUCGGAGAACGACAGGAAGCAAAGGCUUUCCGGCCUCUGUAUUCUACAAACAAAAAAAUGCAGGACGAUGCAUCUUUUAAAAAUUCUGUGGCAUAACUCUCUGUCCAUAAAGAAACUGAGUAUUCUGUUUCUUUUGGCAAUUAUAAUUGCUUUUGAUUAUUUUUUCAUUGGUGAAUAGAGACUGCUUACAUUUUCUAUAGCUCCAAGUGGGAAGAGAUGCAUGCAGUAUAUGUUGACUGUUGUCAAGGUAGAACAUAGAAUUCAGGGGAUGUGAAGUCAACAGGCACUAGGACCUGGGAGGCACACAUAGCACCUCUCCCUCUCCAAAAACUCAGGGUAAACGUGGGAUGUCGCCACCCAAAUACAAACACUCAAUUCAGGACCAGAAUUACAGUCCUGUCACCAUGUUACUACAUUAAUCUUUAAAAAGCCUUCUGUUACACACUGAACAAGAAAACUGAGAACUAGGGCAGUGUGAUUUUGUGGCUGUGUGAAACGUUCUUUGUCUGAAAGCAGGUUAGGAUUGAAGGUGUCGUACCUAUAACUAUUUAAACUAAAAAGUGAAAUUCUACAAUGCAUCGGUGACUGCUGAAAACGCACUGAACACAAACAGCUAAAGUUUAUUCAUUGUGACUGUCCAGCAUUGUAACUGAUGUUUCCUUUGGAAUAACCAUCUGAUUGCUAUUGUUGUCAUGUCAAAAAUCAACAAAUAGCAAAUGUUUGACUUGGGCGUCUAGCCACUCAAUCUUCAGAGCUAUUGGAGUCUGACAUCAUCUGCACUGUAGAAUUAGUGAUGUUAAAGGACUCUGUCUUUAUAAACACAUUUCUGUUUAGACAUCAAAGAAAAAAAUCAGAUAUGUGCUGAAGUUGUGAAUUCACACAGUUGAUGGGGACCUUCUAAUGCCAAAUCACUCUUGAUUAUUUAUUUCUCUGCAGCACAUUCAUCUGUUAAUGCAAUAAUACACAUUUAUAUAUUUA
Electrophorus electricus (electric eel) is the source of this 3103-nucleotide messenger RNA. RefSeq names its product solute carrier family 24 member 2b (gene slc24a2b). Gene Ontology annotation, molecular function: calcium, potassium:sodium antiporter activity; calcium channel activity. Lineage: Eukaryota; Metazoa; Chordata; Actinopteri; Gymnotiformes; Gymnotidae. Gene Ontology annotation, biological process: intracellular calcium ion homeostasis; long-term synaptic potentiation; long-term synaptic depression. Gene Ontology annotation, cellular component: plasma membrane. The record is from RefSeq and is a predicted model, not a curated record.